This is a messenger RNA of Fonsecaea erecta, 660 nucleotides long. RefSeq lists its product as hypothetical. Gene Ontology annotation, molecular function: protein binding. Lineage: Eukaryota; Fungi; Ascomycota; Eurotiomycetes; Chaetothyriales; Herpotrichiellaceae. The record is from RefSeq and is a predicted model, not a curated record. Bases 1 to 660 code for a protein of 219 amino acids. The transcript has 3 exons.
AUGCCAGUCGAGGAAGCCAUCGCAGAUCAGGAGAUCGUCACCGUCUCCGUUGAAGCUCGCAGAGAGGAGUCUCGUCAAUUCAAGAUUCACAAACACAUCUUUUGCAGUCAAUCCUCCCGAUUCCGUGACUUCUUCCAAGAUGAACUCGAAAUGAACUUCACGAUUUUGUGGGAUGUGGGUGUUGAAGAAUUUGUGACUUUUUCAAGGUGGCUGUAUACCAAGGAGCUGACUGUGGAGGAAGCUGGUGAAGAUAGCAGCGAAACUACAGCGGACUCCGACGACAGUAGAGACCAAGGGAGACGCUGCCUGCUGCACUCCAUCCUGUACCCAUCGAGGCGGGCCAUCCUCGGUCAAGAGCCCAACUCGCAACAACGACGAGUAUGUCUCGUUCAACGUCGAGGUCUUCAAGAUGGUGCACACCACCUUGCAAAGAUGACAGAUGCCAUUGUCGACGAGGCUCCACGCAAGGUUGCCUUGUUCUUGCACGCCAAAGCCACUGCCGAUGCGGGCGAGUAUGGAAACGAGUAUAUCAUCACGCUGAGCAUGAGUGAGGACGGGAAGUUGGGGCAGGGUCAGUAUGAUUUCAUCGACAGCCACACCAUGAUGCAGUGGACAGCCAAGCUGGGCAACUUUGGGCCGGAGAUGUGGGAGAAGACAUAA